CUCUGUCAGCGGGCAUUCAUCCCUCUUGACACCACUGGCCUCCGCGGCGUAGCCGAUGGCGCUGCCCACAGGUGGCAGAAAAGAACGGCGGCUGUUGCUGGAUUGCUAGCUGCGCAGUCGUCGUCGCUCAGCCAUCUCGGUGUACGUCUCCUGUCGGUAUCCUCGUCUUUGCCUCGUGCGUACGUUAGCAAAUGCAGCGGUGCCCGGCCCUCGGCGUCGCAUUCCGGCAACGCCGUGCGCCACCUUUCGUACGUCACGAAUGCAUCGAACUUCGAGUCAGAGGUGCUGCAGUCACAGCAGGCCAUCUGCCUUAUCUACUACAUCUCGAGUCGAAGCUGCUCUGCUUACCUGAAAACAGCAGAGAAGCUAGUGGACUCGAUCAACGCUCAGACAGCAGGGCUCGAUGCACCAGGGUCGACAAGCAGCAGCGGCAGCAGUACAGCGAAGGUGGCAUUGUCAGAGCUAGCCGUGGAGGUGAACGACAGACAGGUACCGGAAGACGCUGAGGGCAGCGCAACCUCGUCCACUCCGUCGUCAGCGUCAGCUGCCGCACCCACUCAGAAAACAAAGAAGAUGGAGUGGCUGAAGCUCUGCAUGAUUAACGCUGAUGAGAACCGCAAUUUGGCCUCCGCCUUCUCUGUGGAGCGCGCGAAACUUCCGAUCACGUACUUCGUGAUGCAAGGCACCAUUGUUGAUAAAGUUGUGGGCCACAUUGCUGAGGCGCGACUGAACGGUAUCCUCAUUAAGUUCCUCGAGCACUACCAAAAGGAAAUGAAUGUGGAUCUUCUAGCACGCCAGAGCAAGGCAAGCGGGACGAGUGGCACCAGUGCGAGCCCGCUGCCCUCCGCUGCAACGGCAGACCUGCUCAAUGGGACUUCGACAACAUUCCUGCAGGACAAGAUCAUGAACGCCCUAGUAGGCGCGGACAUGAUCCAGCUGCCUGAGGAAGCUGAGAAGCUUGACGGUCUGCGACGCACGUUGCAGGAGACGAAGAAGAAGGCGCACACAGAACUACAGGAGCUGCACAAGCAGCUUGGCAUGGACGUGCGUCGCCUCACCGAUGCUGAAAUGCAGACUUACUACUUCAACGCCCCGCAGUUUCACGCGUUUGGCGUACUUUGUGCGCUUGAGGCGCUCUACCUCGCCCGGUCGUACGCGACGCUUGGCGAUGUGGCGCGCGUCAACGUGGACUGGGCGCGUCGUGCCGUGCAGAAGGAAUUUGAGCCCAUCCAAGGCGACCCCGCGCUGCGACGGGUGCUGGCCUUGGUAGACGUGAACCUCGUUCGUGGUGAGCUACGCACAGCGGCGAUGCUGGCGGCGCAGGAUGCGAACCGGCUCGGCAGCGUCCUAGCUGCGAGGGGUGCGGACGAUGUGCACGAUGCGCAGCAUCGCGACGCCCUAAAAGAGAUGGAGACACUUAUCGCUGGCCAGAGUCAGUACUGCGUAGACAUGUUGCACAUCAUCGACGCCCACAUCGAUAGUCGAACACUCGAUGGCAGCGCGUUCCCGUCUGCGGUUGUGAAUCAGCUGUUUGAGCUGCUGAGGUGCAAUCUGAAACUGAGUCGGACACGCCUGUCACAGCCGUUGCGUGACGUAGGGACCGACACGCCGGACGCCAGCAGUGCCGCAGAGAGCAUGAAGGAUCUCAUGGACGGCAAGACGCCCGAUACGACGGCGAAGCGCGUACGGAUGGCACAGGCACGAGUGCCGCAAGUUCAAACGCUGAUCAUGUCUCUUCUCCAGCUCUAUCCGACAGAUCUGAAGAGUCAAGACGCUCGGUCACGACUGGCUUCCCUCAUUUACUGA
Leishmania braziliensis MHOM/BR/75/M2904 is the source of this 1806-nucleotide messenger RNA. RefSeq lists its product as hypothetical. The transcript has a single exon. The record is from RefSeq and is a predicted model, not a curated record. The annotation marks the transcript as partial. NCBI's taxonomy places the organism in Eukaryota, Euglenozoa, Kinetoplastea, Trypanosomatida, Trypanosomatidae.